Messenger RNA from Acipenser ruthenus (sterlet), 4695 nucleotides. RefSeq names its product cGMP-specific 3',5'-cyclic phosphodiesterase-like. Gene Ontology annotation, biological process: signal transduction. Bases 212 to 2764 code for a protein of 850 amino acids. The transcript is spliced from 21 exons. NCBI's taxonomy places the organism in Eukaryota, Metazoa, Chordata, Actinopteri, Acipenseriformes, Acipenseridae. The record is from RefSeq and is a predicted model, not a curated record. Gene Ontology annotation, molecular function: 3',5'-cyclic-GMP phosphodiesterase activity; protein binding.
GCGUAUGUUGAAGCUGUCACACUAGUACAGCUAGUGGUGCUGGAGCGACCUCGGGGCUGCACUGCAAGUAGACGAUGUAGAUUGGAGUUAACACACGUCUGGUUCUAUCAGUCAUUUCUAUUAUUAAAAAAAAGACAAACUCACAGGGGAAAAAUAUAUAUAUAUAUCGGAAACUUACAUUAAAAAAGACUUCAAUAAUUUCGUCUGCACCAUGGACAGUUGUAACCCUUCAGAAAAAGAACGUAUGGAGGCUUGGCUGGAUGAUCACUUGGACUUUGCUCAUUCUUACUUUGUAAGGAAAGCUACAAGGGAUAUGGUAAAUGCGUGGUUUGCUGAGAGAGUUCAUUCCAUCCCAGCCCCCAAAGAAGGAACCAAACUGCUGACAGAACCCAGCCCCAUCCACCAAACAGCUCGGCCAGAGAAUACCACACCAGGGACCCCUAUCAGGAAAAUCUCAGCUUCAGAGUUUGACAGGCCCCUGAGGCCCAUUGUUGUCAAGGACUCUGAGGGUGCCUUGACUUUCGUCUAUGAUUCAGAAAAGGUACAGAAGCCUUUGAAACCACAGAGACUUGGGGCAGGAGAUGGACAGGUGAGCAAUCAGUGCACCAGACUCCUGGAACUGGUGAAGGACAUCUCCACCCACUUGGAUGUCACAGCACUCUGCCACAAAAUCUUCCUGCACAUAAACGAACUCAUAGAUGCUGACCGCUACUCGCUCUUCUUGGUCUGUGAAGACAGCUCCAAUGAGAAAUUCCUCAUCAGCAGGCUGUUUGAUGUGGCAGAGGGCUCCACGCUAGAGGAAGCUUCAAACAACUGCAUACGGCUGGAGUGGAACAAGGGCAUUGUGGGCCAUGUGGCAGCUACUGGACGGCCAUUAAAUAUAAGAAGCGCCUAUGAGGACCCUAGAUUCAAUGCUGGAGUUGACCAAAUUACAGGUUACAAGACCCAAAGUAUUCUGUGCAUGCCGAUAAAGAACCACAGGGAAGAGGUCGUGGGUGUUGCUCAGGCUAUAAACAAGAAAUGUGGAAAGAAUGGCACAUUUACAGAACAAGAUGAAAAGGACUUUUCAGCCUAUCUGGCAUUUUGUGGAAUUGUUCUUCACAAUGCCCAGCUGUAUGAGACUUCACGGCUUGAAAACAAACGCAAUCAGGUGUUGCUUGACUUAGCCAGCCUCAUUUUUGAAGAGCAGCAGUACCUUGAAGUGAUACUGAAAAAGAUUGCAGCUACAAUACUGUCCUUCAUGCAAGCUCAGAGGUGUACCAUUUUCAUAGCAAACGGAGACAUUUCAAACUCAUUUUCCAGCAUCUUUCAUAUGGAAUAUGAGGAACUUGGUGAAUCUGGAGAAGUUCUAAAAAGGAACUGUGACGUAAGCAAAAUCAACUACAUGUACGCACAAUAUGUGAAAAAUACCAUGGGUCCUCUUAAUAUUGGAGACAUCAGUAAAGACAAGAGGUUUCCCUGGACGAAUGAAAACGCAGAAAAUUCAAACAAGCAAAUAAAAAGUUUGCUCUGCACCCCAAUUAAAAAUGGGAAGAAGGAUAAAGUUAUAGGUGUUUGUCAGCUUGUGAACAAAAUGGAUGAUGUCACUGGAAAAAUCAAAGCGUUUAACAGAAAUGAUGAACAGUUCUUAGAGGCCUUUGCUAUAUUCUGUGGGCUGGGAAUCCAGAACACCCAGAUGUAUGAAACGUUGGACAGAGCGAUGGCCAAGCAAGUUGUGACACUUGAGGUUCUCUCAUAUCAUGCAUCAGCUUCCGAGGAGGAUACCAGGGAGCUGCAGGUAACAGCGGCUGCCAAGGUGCCCUCAGCACAGUCCCUCAAACUGAUUGACUUCAGCUUCAGCGACUUUGAGCUAUCAGACAUGGAAACAACCCUGGCCACAAUCCGGAUGUUUAUGGACCUCAACCUUGUGCAGAACUUCCAGAUGAAGUAUGAGGAUCUUUGUCAGUGGGUUCUUAGUGUGAAAAAGAAUUAUCGGAAGCAUAUUGCUUAUCACAAUUGGAGACAUGCAUUCAACACAUCACAGUGUAUGUUUGCUGUUCUUAAAUCUGGAAGGAUUCAGAAUAAGCUAAAUGAUCUGGAGAUGUUAGCCUUGAUGAUAGCAACAUUAUGCCAUGACCUGGAUCACAGAGGAGUAAAUAACUCCUACAUACAAAGGAGUGAGCACCCUCUUGCUCAGCUCUACUGUCACUCCACAAUGGAGCAUCACCACUUUGACCAGUGCCUGAUGAUACUCAACAGCCCUGGAAACCAGAUUUUGAGUGGCCUUUCCUUAGAGGAGUACAGAACCACACUGAAGAUGAUUGAGAGAGCUAUUCUUGCCACAGAUCUAGCCCUUUAUAUGAAGAAAAGAGGGGAGUUUUUUGAACUUACAAAGAACAGUCAGUUUAUCUGGGAAGAUGAACACCACAGAGACUUGCUAAGGUCAAUGUUGAUGACAGCCUGUGACAUUUCUGCAAUAACAAAGCCUUGGCCAGUUCAACGACGGGUAGCUGAGCUUGUUGCUACAGAAUUUUUCGAGCAAGGAGACAAAGAGAGAAAAGAGCUCAACAUAGAACCUAUUGAUCUAAUGAAUAGAGAUAAGAGGGAUAAAAUUCCCAGCAUGCAGGUGGGCUUCAUUGAUGCGAUCUGCAUACAGUUAUAUGAGACUCUGGCAGGGCUGUCGGAGGCGUGCUCACCAUUACUAGAAGGCUGCAGAAAGAACCGGCAGAAUUGGAAACUUCUGGCAGAGCAAGACGAGAAAAAGUUGGUCAAUGGAGCAACAUAACAGCUCAAAGGAAAGAAAUCGCCACGUUUGCAUAUGUGAUUCUUGUGAUUUCAUCCUGUUAUAUCUGUUUUCCUCUAGCCAUUGGCAUCAUUUUAUACUUUUACUUCUUUAAAACCAUAUAUUAUUGUCAUUUUUUGCUCUGUCAAAAUCAUUUUUUAAAGCCUGUAGUAAAUGUGAUAAAUAUACCAAAGAAGGAAGGGCCUGAGUAAGAAUCAAAUCAUCAAAAGGGACCAGUGCAAGCUUAUUUUGUUUUUGAACAGUGUAAAAAAUGUUUUUCGGUCACUGCAAUAAAAAUGCUGUAUUCAUUUAUAUUAACAUAAAUGCCAAAAGCAAACUUAUCUGGUCACUAUAUUUAUAGUUAUAAAAUAAAAUAAACAAACUUAUCUGGUCACUAUAUUUAUAGUUAUAAAAUAAAAUAAAUACACUUGUCUAAGAUUUCGUAUUUUAGAAAAAAAAAAAAUAUAUAUAUAUAUAUAUAUAUAUAUAUAUAAACUGAAAAGUUGGCAGAUCCUCUUGCUUUGUAAAAAGAAUAUUUUAAACAUUUCUAUAGGUUUUCACUUUUUCACUUUCUGUCCUUGUUUACCCUUUAAAUUGUAUCAACAUUUUUUACCAAGAAGUGCAUUUGUUAUAAACUUUGAGUUACUUGUGUUAUAAAAUGUUACAUGAUUUAUAUGAAUGACUUGGUUGAUGGAACAGUUUUGUAAAUGGUUGUUUUUAUUUAAACAUACAGCUGUAAAUAUACUUGAGUUUUACCAAAAGUAAGUUACACACUAACCAUGUUUCAUAUAACAGUACAAAUAUAUUAAGUUAUUAAUAUAAGUUAACCUUAUCUGCUGCCAGUACAUUCACUAGCACUUUUUGUAGACUGACGCAAGUCAGACACUCAUUUGUUACUGUAUUUGCAUUUUCUAAAAAUAUUGCUCAGCUUGCAUUUAAAACUGUUGUAGUUUUGCAGUAUCUUUGUUUUAGAUGUACCUUGAUUGAAUAGUUUAUGUCUCUGUAUUUUUUAUUAAUGAAGACCUAUAAAUGUAGAAAGCCAGACUGAAUGUUGUGUGCUUGUGGCAAAGUGGCUAGUAGUGCACAGGUGUAGAGGUGAUGCAGUGCUUAGAAACAACAGUCCAACAACAGUUCACUGGUAAAUAACAAAGCUUUAUUAAGGCUUUAAAAUAAUAACACUGACUAUACACAACAAUGUAUAUAGUCAGUAAAACCACGGGGGUUCAGUCCCGACAUGAUAAUAACAAUAAACACACACUUUAAAACACCUAUACGAUCACCAGUCCAACAGUGAGUGCUUCGGGUGUUGUGAAUAUGUGAAACAGUGCUAACAGUAGUGCAGUGCAGUCCGGGUUUGAUGCUGGCUGAAUAGCGACAGCUCCCGGAUAUUUAGCCAUCUACAAUGACAAGUAACAACAGUUAUUGAGACAGACAAUGCAACACUUAAAAUCACAGUUUUGUUUCACUCCUCACGGUCAUUCCAUAACCACAACAGAGGAACAGAUCGCUCGGCCACACACCCUGCUAUACGUUCAGUCACUCCCCCUUUGGUAGCGAGUGCAAUCACGUCUCCUCCAAUCCAUGACUGACACAUCGUCUACUGCAGUAAGGUGCUGAUUUCUAGUAUUGUGGCUUCGCCCCUUUUUGGAUGGCCAACUUCCAACUGACCCUGGAAUGAACUGUCAAACCAUCCAGUCCGGGGCACAUUGUUCCUGUUAUACAGUGCCCUCCCAGGUCGGGAGGGAGAUUGUUGACUAGGAUUCAUUUGCUCUCUGUCACAGUGCUGUAGAAAACUGUCAUACCUCUGUGUAUUUUAUGUUGUUAACAUUUGCUAAAAACAUGUUGAUACUGAUAAACACUGUGGUACAGUUCAAUGGUUAAUGCCAUUAAAAUAAUGUGCUUUUUUACAGUAUAAUGUGUCUUGUGUUAUUUGA